AUGCGCCGAUUUCUCGUAUGGCCAGCAGGAAUGAUAUGGCCUACCGUUGUUGUUGAUUGUGCAGUACUUCAAGCGUUACAUGAAGGUGAAAGCGAUGAUAACGAUUCAAUUCAUUCAACAUGGAAACUUAGUCGAUCUAAAUUCUUUUUAAUUGUGCUGUUUAUUACAUUUGUUUAUUCUUGGUUGCCCACUUACUUUAUGCCUAUUUUAACAUUCUUUUCGUUAUUAUGUUUUAUGAAUAAAAAUAAUCUGGUAUUUGGUCAGUUAACUGGUAUGCAAGGGCUGAGCAUGGGUGCAUUACGUCUUGAUUGGAACGCACUUACAUUCGUUUUUCCAUCACCAAUUUUUUAUCCGUCGUGGGCUCUUUGUAAUAUAUUUGUGGGUUUCGUUGUCAUAUUUUGGAUAAUAGUUCCUCUUUUGUAUUAUACAAAUACAUGGAAUUCAAAAAUACUGCCUAUAUAUGCACAAGAUGCAUAUACUCUAAAUGGUACUAUAUAUAAUUAUACGUUCAUUGUAAAUAAAAGGGCUGAUUUAAAUCAAACAGCUUAUGAACACUAUAGUUCUGCUCACUUGACACCGAUACUCUUAGUCAAUUUUUGUAUUCAUUUUACUCUUAUAACAGCAGUCAUUGUACAUACCGUAUUACAUCACGGUAGAUAUAUAAAAAAACAAUUUUAUAUGUCAUUUGAUGAGGCAGUAAAUGAUGUGCAUGGAAAAUUAAUGUCAAAAUUUAAGGAAGUACCAGAGUAUUGGUUUACAACACUAUUUAUUUUAUGCUUUCUUUUCUCAGUGAUUGUUUGUCAUUCUGGUCGUUUGAUGCCAUGGUAUUAUUUAUUUUUACUUGUAGCAAUUAACUUUCUGUUUCUAUUACCAGCUGGUUUUAUUAAAGCAAUAUCAGCACAAGAUAUUGAUUUAGGAAUAUUAUUGGCACUUAUUGGUGGUUUUAUUAUGGACGGUGAUGGAAUCGGUAACAUGACAUUUCGAACAUAUGGUUAUAGUAUGCAACGUAAUUCAUUAACGUUUUUAUCCUGCUUAAAGCUUGGUCAUUAUAUGAAAAUUCCACCUUGUGCAAUGUUUUUAAUGUUAAUAUUAAGUUCAAUAGUUGGUUGCAUAGUUAGUUAUUUUACAGCAUAUUGUAUGUCGAAAUUCUUUCUUAAUGUUUGCUUGACGUUCACUUGGUAUUGUACAAAUGCUAGAUUUCUUCUACAAAUGUCUAAUUUAUGGGGCAUAAUUGGUGCACCUAAUGUACUUAAAACUUAUAAAUUUUUACGAUAUUUCUUUCUAAUCGGUGCAUUAAUCACUGUUCCACCUUGGUUGUUAAGUAAGAAAUAUCCAAAAAUCGAAUGGCUAAAAUGUGUACAUUUUCCAGUUAUGUUAGCAACACUAACACAAAUUCCACCGUCACGUCCCGGUACUAUUCCAACAUGGUUGUUAAUCGGUUUCCUUUUCAAUUUCGUAUUCUAUAAAUAUGCGAACAAUUGGUGGCACAAGUAUGCAUACAUUUGUUCGGCUGGACUCAGUACGGGUGUUAGUAUGGCCCUUAUUAUUAUUUCAUUCAUCCCACCAUUUCCUUAUUAUUGGUGGGGCAAUGCUAAAGCAGCAAUUAAUAUUGAUGGAUGUCCACAUUCAACACAAGUUUUUACUAAGUAUAGUGGGUAA
This is a messenger RNA of Didymodactylos carnosus, 1659 nucleotides long. The record is from the annotation of a GenBank genome assembly. Lineage: Eukaryota; Metazoa; Rotifera; Eurotatoria; Philodinida; Philodinidae.